AUGGCACACAAAUCGUCUGCAGUGGCUGAUGAGCCCAUUGACGUGCUCUUCGCCCUGCAUCCCAAGUUUAACCUCAUGGACUUUGCUGGCCCUCUCGAGGUCCUUACCACCGCCCUGCACGACGCCAAUGAUCCUUCUUCGAGAGCCUUCGAAGUCACCAUCGCCUCGGGUGAGCCCACCGUUCUCUCAGACCAGGGAGUCACCAUUCAGUCCCAGAUCACCUGGAAGGAGGCCCACGAGCGCCUAUCAGAAUUUGACGUCCUCAUUGUCGUCGGCGGCAACGUAAACGAUGCCAUCCUGAAGGCGAAGGCCGAGCCCAUGCCCCUCAUUACUGCCUACUCUGAGAUCCAGAAGGCUGAUCCCACUCGCGAGCGUACCCUGCUUUCCAUCUGCACCGGAUCCAUCUUCUUGGCCGAACUUGGUAUCCUGUCUGGUCUUUCUGCGACCACCCACCCCGACUAUAUGACUCAGUUCGAGAACCUCUGCAGCCAUUCGGCAGUCCGUGAUGCUACCGAGCGUACUGAUGUCAUCGAAGAUGCCCGAUACGUGGUGAACAACUUGCGCUUCGACAUUGGAGACGAGGAUGAGAAUCCCUACGUGCGACGCAAGUCUGACGCUGGCCGUCGUCCUUCCAAUGCCCGAAAGGGAUCCAUGUCCUUCAAGGGUGCGACACGUCGCGAAUCCAUUGCCCGCCGCGCAGCGAUGCGCCUAGGUGGACUGCGUGUCAUUACGAGUGGGGGAGUGGCCGCCGGCAUGGAUGCAGCUCUGUAUCUGGUCAGCGUUAUGGUUUCUGAGGAAUCUGCUAAUGAAGUUGCCCGGUUCAUGCAAUUGACCUGGACCAAGGGCGUUGUUGUUGAUGGUCUUGAUGUUUAA
Neurospora tetraspora is the source of this 873-nucleotide messenger RNA. RefSeq names its product class I glutamine amidotransferase-like protein. The transcript is spliced from 3 exons. The record is from RefSeq and is a predicted model, not a curated record. Bases 1 to 873 code for a protein of 290 amino acids. Gene Ontology annotation, biological process: regulation of DNA-templated transcription. NCBI's taxonomy places the organism in Eukaryota, Fungi, Ascomycota, Sordariomycetes, Sordariales, Sordariaceae.